UCAUCGACAUGAAAAUGAACACAAUUUUUGCUUCGUCUUGCAUUUUGCAUAUCAAAUUUUUCUUCUAUUCAUGCGAAACGAAAAUAAAAAUAAUUAAUUCGUUGUUUUUUUAAGAAAAUCUACUUCUUUUUAAUUCAUUCCAUGGUGACACCAAAUAAUUAUCCAAAAUAAUGGAUGUAGAUUUAGAUGAACAAAAAGUAUUUACCAUUCGAAAACUGCGAAAGAAUAAUAUGAAUGUUUCAAAAUCAAAAAGAUCCCGACGAAAAUCAGUCAGACGUCCACGAAAUUCAACUAGAAAAUGGAAAGUCGGUGAGGAACUAGUCAUUUUGGAAUAUUUUCGAAAUGUUAUUCGACAAAAUCAAGAAAUUGAGAAACCAACAGCCGAUGUAUUUUAUGCUAGACUUAUUGAAGAUCUUGGGCUAGAUGAUGCCUCGCCAACUCAGGCAAAAAAUAAAGUUCGACAUUUAAGGGAUUCAUAUGUUAGAGCUGUGAAAUGGAUGCAACAAACUAACCAAGAUCCAAAUAGUAGUUGGGUCCGUCAGUGCUUGUUGGAAAUUUGCACACAUUAUGAUAUCCUAUCGGAAAUCUAUGGCGACAAGAUCGAUAUUGAAUCAUCCAAAGUUCAACCAAAACCAAAGCAUUAUUUCGGCGCUAGUCUUGAUGCCGUAGAUGAACCUAGAGAAGAGGAUUCAGGUCGGGAAUUCGUGAGUUAUGAGCAAGAUAGUGAGAACUCAAAUCUUCCAUUGAAGCAAAGUUCUUCCUAUGCCGAGGAACCACCAUUGCCACUCCAAACAAGCUCUUCAAGGAAUGAGACAUUAGGUGAUGAUUCUCUUAAUUGUUUCAAACAGUUUCUGACUUCAACAUCUGAAGCCAUUAACCGUGCUUUUCCAUCACCAGCACCGAGUUUAGCAUCCGAGCCACCACCAAAAAGGUCUUACACCACAACAACUGAAAAUGAUAUAAAUUCUUCAUUUGAAGCUAAAUGGAAAAUGGAAGAAAUAAAACUCCAACACGAAAGAUUACAAUUGGAAAAGUUAAAACAAGAAUGGGAAAGGGAUAUCAAAGAAAGAGAAUUAGAAGUUAGAAAAAAAGAAAUUGAAACCAAUGAAAGACUUAGGAUUUUAGAAAUCGAAAAGGAAGAACGAAUGGAAAAGUACAAAAUAGAGCAAGAGUGCAAGUUGCAAAUUGAACUUGCUAAUAUUAAAAAUGCACAUAGUUUGUAAAUUAAAUUUAUUUGAAGCUUUAUAAUUUGGUCCAAAGUCCGAAAGGAAUUAAAUUUAAUUUAUGUAAAUAAUUUAGUUUUAAGAGAAAAGGGAAAUUUUAAUAAAUUUAAGUUCAGAAAUGGAAAAGCUUAAAAUGGCAACAGAAAUAAAUUGCAACUUUAUUUAAAGGCAAAAGUUACAAACACUACUUUUAUUUUAGAGUAGUUUUAAAGCUUAAUAUUUUUCAAACAAAAGCUACGAAUAGCUUAAAUCUCUGCGUUGAUGCUUAACUUUAUUAAGUUAUGGUAAAGGUCCCAUCUUAUUUAACUCAAAACAUAGGGUAAAUGAACAAAAUUUACCGCUAAGGAGGAUUCAUCUUUUUGCAAAACAGAAUUUUUGUAGGAUGUUUCGCAUUUACCAACAACUAGGAAAACCAAACCAAGGAAAAAAAGCAGUAUAUUAGAUUUU
Molecule: messenger RNA, 1670 nt
Organism: Episyrphus balteatus (marmalade hoverfly)
Lineage: Eukaryota; Metazoa; Arthropoda; Insecta; Diptera; Syrphidae
Exons: 4
Coding region: 171-1223 (350 amino acids)
Source: RefSeq, a predicted model, not a curated record